GGGCAUCCCGCGGCGGCGGAGCCCCGGCGGAUCUGUCAGGUCCCUGCUGUCCCUUCCCGCACACACACACACUCAGCCCGACCCGGAAAGCAGGAAAAAUAAUUUACAAGGUUCCCCCCACCCCCCCUCCUUCUUUUACUUUGCUCCUCGCCCGUAGCUCCCUAGUGGAAAAACCGCCCGCAGGGCGAAAAGGGGGAAGUUGGUAAAAAGCCGGUGGUGAAGGGAGAAAGCUGCUCCGUGGGGAGGGCACCCCCAAAGCAGCGGGCAGCCCCCACCCGCCCCGGGGCGGGGGGGAGAUGAGGUAGAGGCCGGCGGCGGAGCGCCCCGCCGGGCGCCGUGGCCGCGGAGGGCAUGAGGCGGCGAGCGGCGAGGAUGGGCGCCAGCGCACGGUGCUAGAGCCCCGGCAGCAGCCGAGGUCUGAGAGGACGGCAGCCUGUACGAUACAGAGGGAUCUGUUUUUCAAAAUGGAAUUGCAGCUCGCGCUCCUUCUCGCCGGGAUAAUCGCGUUUUCGGACUCGGCGAGAGCCCUAUACAGGACAUAAAAGUCCUCAGUGUCCUGCUCUGGCCCUUCUCCACGGGGACGAAUGCCAUCUUGGUCACUAACCUUUAGUGACGAUGUCCUGCAGCAAUGUAGCUCCUACCACUCCACACCUCCGGUUGGAUACAGGUCCUCCAAGGAUUGCCGAUAAAGUGAUUCACCGUCAGUCCGUGAGGUUAGGGAGGACCAUCAAGCUUCUGUGCCCCGUGGAGGGUGACCCCCCGCCCCUCACCAUGUGGAUGAAGGAUGGACGCACUAUCCACAGUGGCUGGACAAGGUUCCGAAUCCUUCAGCAAGGGCUGAAAAUCAAGGAGGUGGAAAGCGAAGAUGCAGGAACCUACAUUUGCAAAGCAACCAAUGGCUUUGGCAGCACCAACGUGAACUAUACCCUCAUUGUGAUUGAUGAUGCCAGCUCAAGAAAGGAUAGCCAGGCACCUGAAGGCUCCAAUGGUGAAUAUGAAGAUCAUUCUGGGAAGCAAUGGGCCCGGCCCAGGUUCACACAGCCUGCCAAGAUGAGACGGAGGGUGAUCGCCCGUCCUGUCGGCAGCUCCAUCCGCCUGAAGUGCGUGGCCAGUGGGAACCCACGGCCUGACAUCAUGUGGCUGAAGGACAACAAACCCCUGACACCCCAAGAGAUUGGGGAGAACAAGAAGAAGAAGUGGACGCUGAACCUGAAGAACCUGAAGCCAGAGGAUAGUGGGAAAUACACCUGCCGAGUGUUUAACAAAGUUGGAGAAAUCAAUGCAACGUACAAAGUUGAAGUAAUCCAGAGGACGAGAUCCAAACCCAUCCUGACAGGGACGCACCCUGUCAACACAACAGUAGACUAUGGUGGGACCACAUCCUUCCAGUGCAAAGUCCGCAGUGAUGUCAAACCCGUCAUCCAGUGGCUGAAAAGGGUGGAGUAUGGCACAGAGAGCAAGUACAACUCAACCAUUGAUGUUGGGGGACAGAAGUUUGUUGUGCUGCCUACGGGGGAAGUCUGGUCCCGUCCCGAUGGUUCCUACCUGAACAAACUGAUGAUUACUCGAGCCAAGGAAGAGGACGCGGGGAUGUACAUUUGCCUGGGGGCAAACACCAUGGGCUACAGCUUUCGCAGCGCUUUUCUAACAGUCCUGCCAGAUCCCAAGCCCCCGAGCGCACCUGUGCCCCCUUCCUCGGCCAGCAGCCUGCCCUGGCCUGUCAUCAUUGGCAUCCCGGCCGGAGCUGUCUUCAUCUUUGGGACGAUCCUUCUGUGGCUUUGCCAGACCAAGAAGAAACCCUGCUCCCCUCCAGCUGCUGCCCCCGUGCACCGGCCGCAGCCCCGGGACAGGAUCUGCGUCUCCCAGGUCCCCGACAAAGACUGCAUCUCCUCCAUAAACUAUGAGGAAUAUGUUGCCCAGCAGCAGCAUUUAUUGUCCCAAGGGCCUGCACUCGCCCCGGCCAUGGCAUCCAAAAUGUACCCAAAGAUUUACACGGACAUCCACACCCACACCCACUCACACGUGGAAGGCAAAGUCCACCAGCACCAGCACAUCCAGUACCAGUGCUAAGAGGGCGGCCGUGUUCAGUAGUAGCUCGUUUGGGCUUUUCCUCGUGGUACCUCAGAAGAGACUGCUCCAAGUCAGCUCACACUGCCAGCAAUAGGCAAAGCAGACAGAAAAGAUUAUAUAUAUAAUUUUAAAUAUAUAUAUAUACAUAUAUAUAUAAUUGUAUAUGCGUGUGUGUAUGUGUGUAUAUAUAUGUGUAUAUAUCUAUAUCUAUCUAUAUAAAUGUAUAUAUAAUAGACAAAGAGAGAAAAGAGAUUUUUUUUUUUUUUAAUUAUUGCAAUCAGGAUGUAGCUGAGGAAUAAUGAAGGAACUCCAAAUCUCAGUAGAGAAGCAGCCAUCUCCAACAGCAGAGGCUUCCUGGAUUUUUUAAUCAAGGUGGGGACAAGUGAGACAGGACACAGGGACGUGAACCAUCACCUCCUUGCUUGUGUUGCUAAAAGGAGUGAGAAGAGCAAGAGGCAACUGUGGUGUUUUUCUGGAUGGGCACAGCUGUUCCUGCACCUGCUGCACAUCACUCGUUUCAGUGGGAAGCCCCCAGACCCAUCCUGCUCCAUGUGACUUGAGCGGCAAAGUACCUGAGGUUUAAUGCCAAUUGAAUAACCAGUUCACCUGGUGAAAAAAAACAACACAAGAGGGUCUGGAAAAGCUAAUUCCUGUUCACAAUAUGAAAUGCCAAAUGCUUCUCAAUCACAGUCAUUUGAUCUGAAAUAAUAACCAAGCUGGUUGGUUCAAUUUCUGCCAGUUGAAGGCAUCGUGUUUCCCACGGAGUGUUCUGCAGAUCAAACAACACGUGCUUCACUCCCCUGGUCCUGGGACUCAGUACCACUACCAGGAAAAUGGAAAGAAGGAAAGAGGAACAUUGUACAGAACACCUUUAUAUUUAUAUUUAAGAAAUAAUAAUAAUUAAUAAUAAUAAUAAUAAUUGAACUGCUGAUGGUGAAGAAGGUAGAACAUGCUGUCCUUCUCUGAUGGCUCACAGUGACAAGCUACUGGAUUUUCUACAUCAAUGCGACAUACAUGAAAAUAUUAGAAAAAAAGAGUGAGAAAAAAGCAGAAUGAAAUAAUAAUUCUGUAGGAAAAAAUGUGUUUGAAGAAUAUUCAACUAGGUUGUGUGUGGUUGUCCCCACCUCUCAGAUAACUUUUCGGAAAUGAUUCAACUUCAUUGCACUUCAAACAAUAGUAAAAACAGAAAGAAGAGAAAAUAAAUAAGGACCAUAUUAAAUACCUAUAUGGACUGGAAAUGAAUCCAAUUGCAAAUAUAAAACCUUUGUAAUUCUAUAUAGAGUUUAAACAGAAGUCGUGUAUAUUUAAUUUAUUUUGUUAAACAAGAAAAAAAAUGUAUGAUAUUUUCCUUGAAACAGGCAUUUCUAUACAUAUUUUUGAUCAAAGAAAAUAAAGAAUUUUUUUUUUUUUCAGGUUCUAUAGAUGCCAUGCUCAGAAUAUUCUCAAUGUAGCACGUGACCAACUGUACUUCUAACCUGGAGGUCAUCUAUUUCUAUGCCUUUUUACACUAGCCACGCGUAACCUCCUAACAUCGCAGGUACCUCUGGUGCCAUUCUUUCCGUCAGAAGCUGAUCUUUUCCACUGUUCAUAUUCUGGCUGUGAGGGCCUGCAGUGGCCAGAUCACUUCUCAUGGAUCCCUUGUCAUCUUCAAUAGCAAAGUUCUCCGUUUAGAGGGAAAUCUGUUUCACUAUGCAUUUGUUUUUGAAGCACAAACCUGCAGCGUGUUUUCUUUUUAAAAGAAAAUUUUGUAAAUCAAAAUAUAAUAAUUUGCAAGCCUGUAAAAUGAACUUCAGCCUCAGGGUGCUUGGAAAGGAUUAAUGUAGGUGAAACACUUGUGUUUGUAAAUGCAACUGCUGAAGGAGCCCGUGGUGGUUGAGUUGGGUGCAGAAGGAGAGCACGAAGGGGGAGAUGCCAAGGAGAGGCAUCCAGCCCUUUAGCAACCAAUGUUUUCUUCAGAAAGGCAGGUUCAGCAAUGCUGCAACUGUUUGCUGUUCAGUGCAGUUUCUCUUAAAGUUUGCUGGGGAAAAAAAGAAAAGAAAAAAAGCCCUGAUAAUUUGAAACAUGCCAAUUUUUAAGUUUGAAAUUGCUUUCUUCUCAAGCCUGCUGUGCAAGAGAGAUCUUCAGCAAACCAGCUGCUCCGUUUCAAAGUGAAACACUUCAUUCAACCUGAAACAAAACAAUGCUUUAGGCUUUGCUUUUCCCUGGACUUUUCUGAAGGUAUUUGCUCUGGGUUGACCUGCAGUGAUUUUUCUGUUGACUUCUUUGAGUCACCAGCAAACCAAACAGUUCCCUGUUUGCUCAGCCGUGGUGCUCUGAGAUGGAGCUGCGAUUCAGCAAAGCACGUGAGCUCCUGAUCUCUUUCACCAAUUCAUGCUGCUACUAAAAGUCCCUUUUUUUUUGCCUCAGCCAUCUGGAUUGGUGGCUCCAUCCCUGCCCCCUGUGCCAGUGCUGGCAGAACCCAGCCAUUAGCAAUAGUACUGGUGCAGGGGAGGAGGAGGGGGAGAAAGUGGAAGAGGGACACCUUCCUACUCACCUGGAGUUUGCCAACAUGUGCUGUUGCAAUACAGCACUGCAUAGCACAUUCUGAUGCUUUCCUACAAGCUGUAGCAGGAACUCCACGUUAUAACCUCUACAGAAAGACCAUCCCUCACGAUGAUCUUCCUGUAUGAAUAAUAACAUCAUCAGGAGGGUUCAGUUACAUUCUGUUAACACAAAUUUAUGAAGUCCAAAAUAGCUAAAUUCAGAUCAUGGGUAUCUUUGCCUGCAUCCUCUCAGCUUCAGGGAGACAUCAUUAUGAGCACUGUGGUCUCUGUUUGGAUAUAAGGUAUGAUUUAGGCAGGAGUUCUUAAUGGCUGUAGUUUAUUGAGUGAUUUCAAUUAAUAUUAAAAAAAAAAAAAAAAAAAAAAAAGGAAAACAAACCAAAUAAAACACACUAAAAAGCCUUUAUACACUAAAUGCAUCACCUUCAUCUGAUAAAGGCAAUAAGUGGAUUCUUCCAUGAGAUAUACUAAGGGCUACAUCUCAUAUCUCAAGCCAACUUACUGCUCAAUAGUAUGUACUGAGCUACUGCAGGUGUGAGCAGCGUUGGGGACAUGGCAGAGGGUGGGAUGUACAUGUAGCCCUCUGGCCCUUCUCUGUUCUCUGUGCCAGGCUGCAGCGAGAUGACACUUCUAACACAUACUGUGUGGCGGAACUGAUUCCAGCAUCAAAUGUGGGGGUGAACACUGGUUUUGUGUGGUUGAGCUCUAAGCAAACACUAUGUCCUGUAGCACUUUCAAAAAUUGUAGCUGUAUUGCUCACCCUCAGAGUGGGGGUUAGUGGGUUAAAAGAAGCAAUUCUGCAUUGCCCAUCCAGCACAAUCUUCCACGCUGAGCGUAAUGCUCUCCACCGGUGCCUUUUACCCUUUGUGAUCCAGCUCUGGUGUUGUAUCACACAGUAAAACACUUUAUGUAUUGCCAGAAACACAUAAGGAGUGACUUCUUCCUGCUGUUUAUAGCUCCUACCUUUAGACACAAAUCUCUAGUGAUGCUGAUAGAGGGAUUGCCAAAGGGGAACACCACAACAAACCACCCAGCAUGGAUGGUGCAGUGGCCAAGCGCAGCUGCAGCUCUCAGCCACGGUGCUGAGAAGGCAGCUCUGGUUUUGGAUGCAUCAUGUGAGAUGCUAUAAAGGUCUUGAUCUGCAGAAAGCUUGGGGUUUUCAUGCUGCCUUGGGUAUCAGCUCCCUCUUAAGCAUCUCUGGUUGGGCACCUAAAUAGUUGUGAAAUUUCCCCCUAGGAAAAUACCAUCAUGUGCUCUAUUUAAGAAGGGCUCUAUAUAUUGUCUGGGCCUUGUUGCUGGCUUGCUGUGACUGGGUGGGUUUUGCAUUUCUGAGGAGUUAUUUUGCCUCCAGAGGGAAUCUGUAAGUGCCCUACUUCAUGCCAUUUAUUUUUGAGGCUUGAUUGUGCCUUGCAUGUACUGCAAAGUCUUCCUUACUCUAAAUAAAUUCAGCCAGGUCCUGCUUGUGUUUGAAUUUGUUUUUCAUCAGUGGGACAAGAUUUGGACUGAUCUUCACUCAUGAAUAGAGGAUAUUUAAAGAAGAAAACCGUAGUCUUGCAAUUAACUACUCUAUUUUGAACACAGAAGUUUUUAUGUAAUGUAUAAGUAUACGUGUACAUAUAGGCAUAUAGAUAUAUAUGCCAGGCUGUGAUACAGAAGACAGUUGUACUUUUAAAGCCAUGUGACUUCAAAGAUCAAAGGAUUCUUAGGCUUAAAACUCACCAUCUUUGUUUAAUUUAUUUGCAUUACAGAUCAAACAUGGCCUUACAUGCCAGUUUGUGUGUGGCAUUUUUAAACUUUGUAUGGACAAUCUUUGUAUGGUCAGUCCCUUUCAAACUAAAAAAAAAACCCCAUUCAUCAGACAUUUAAAAUAAAAAGUGCCAUGUGAUCUUCAGUCAAUAGCAAAUAUGGUAACUGAACACAUCAAAAUGAGACAGCAUGACAGAGUGUGUGUAUGUCUGUGACUGUGUAAUAAAAGUUACAGAAGAAAGGAAUAAAAGCCUGGAAAUGUGUUAAUAGACUAUAGAGUUCUGUAAACUUACCAUGUUUUGAAGGGAAAAAUGUCUAUGCGUGUGUGAGAGGUUGUGAAUGUAGGUGUGUUUGCACACAUCAGGGAUAUGUGCUGGCAAGACAAGCAGAAAAUAUUGCAGAAUUACCUUUGCACCACAACUCGGUCUAAUAUUUUGUGCAGGUGCUGUGAAUCCAAAAGAGGUAUUGGUUUUUAUAAAAUUUGGAAAAGGUUUCUAUUUUUUAGCAAAAAUAAACUGUUUUUCCUCUCUCUACCUCUAGAGCCAAAUGCCAUAGUUGCACCAGGACCCAAAAUGCCACUAACAAGAUGAAAUGUUGGGGUCCCUCAGGCUGAUGGCCAAAGUUCAGUGCGUGGAGUGGAGCAGAGAUUUCAGGGUCAAGCCCAGCACCUCCACCCCAUUGAGGCAAAUGUGUCUCACUACUCACUCCAGAGCCAGCAGAUAUACAAGCUGUGACAAUUUUAAGUUAAGAAAAGCUGGCUGUCACCCAAACUUCAUCUUGACAUGACCUAAACCUUUGACCCAAACAGCCCCAUGCAGAAAUUGCAGACUUGGGGUGGGAAAGAGGAAAUAUUUCUCUGUCAGCUUAAUUUCUGUGGCUCUCCAAAACUCUUCAGAGGUUUGAAAUAUUGGAAGAAAGCCCCAGGGGAGAUGUAGCAGUGAGCAAAAACUGUGAGGUGGUCAAAGGUUAAUGGGGAAUUUAUCAUGGUUUUGUUAUCUGGUCAUCACUUCCGUCUACAUGGGGUAAGUUGAGUGUGCCCAGGACUCCAAAUGUCCCACGGUCAAUUUUUAUUCCACAUACAGCACCCAUUCCAGCUCUUGCAGAUGCCAGUGGGAAAAAAAUCCCUGCAAUGUCCAUUGGGAAAUCAAUGGAGUCAUUGCAAGGUUUUUACAUAUCUUUUUUGGCUGGCCCAUUGGCAGAGAAAGAUGUGACAGGACUUAACGGCAAGAGUAGGAAGCCAGACACAUUUAAAUGGGAAAUGCACAUAUUUUGGAAGGAGUUAACAAAGGAAGGGUAGACACUGCAUCUCUCACAAUCUUCAAAACAAGGCUGGGUGAUUUGUGGAGAGGGUGUUUCAUCUGGAUGCAAGAUUUUGGGAAUGUUAUUGGGUUGAAAGGAUACAUCUAGUCCAGAUGGGGUCAUCUAGUGGUCCCUUCUGGCCCUAAAGAAGUUUAGUCCAUCUGCAGAAAAGAGGAGGCACAAGCGCAGGUCCCCUGCACCCAGCACACAUGCACCAUAGGCCUUACGGCAACAUUUGGCACAGGAUAGCCCUGCUCAGGCUGCACACCCAGCUCCACUUGCAUCCAGACUGUAAAUAUGUGAUCUCAGCACUUUCCAGCUUAUUACUACAGUAAUGGUGUUAUUUAUAUAGACUGGAGCUGUGCAUUGACAUUUACUGUGUCUGCAAGAAGCCCCUGGUGUAAACAGCAGCGUAGCCCGGUGUGUGCACACACCACUCCUCUGUGCUGUCAGCGUUUUAGAAAAUCAUACUGGAUCCACUGCAGUUAGUGUCAUGAAGAAUUUACGUGGGAAUUUGAAUGUAAACACAUGUGGUUAACAGUCUGCUCAAUUGCUGGAGCGAGUUCAGAGAAGGGCAACGAAGAUGGUGAGGGAUCUGGAGCACAAGGAUGACGAGGAGCAGUUGAGGGAACUGGGGCUGUUCAGCCUGGAGAAAAGGAGGCUGAGGGGAGACCUUAUCACUGUCUACAGCUGCCUGAAAGGAGGUUGUAGCAUGGAGUGUGUUGGUCUCUUCUCACAGGUAACAAACCAUAGGACAAGAAGAAAUGGCCUCGAGUUGCUACAGGGGAGGUUUAGCUUGGAUAUUGGGAAACAUUUAUUCCCAGAAAGUGUUGUCAGGCAUUGGUACAGCUGCCCAGGGCAGUGGUGGAGUCACCAUCCCCAGAGGUGUCUAAAAGAUGCAUAUAUGAGGUUCUUAGACACAUGGUUGAGUGCCAGUGUUAGGUUAAUUGUUGGUCUCAAUGAUCUUGAUGGUCUUUUCCAACCAAAAUGAUUCCAUGAUUCUAUAAACUUAUUCCUGGUGUAAGCAUCUUCCAUUCCCUUUUAUCACGGAUGAGAGCCAGCUGGGAUCCUGCCCUGCCCUCGCCAUGGGCUGGACACAGCUCCCCCCCAGCACACUCAUUUGGAUGUGAGAUGUUGUAUGCUGGGUUGUACAGUUUGGCCAAAGUAACCGUGCAGGUCUCCUACAUGCGUGGGAUCCCAGUGAGUGUUAGACCCACGGAGGGGACACUCACGUACAUUUUUCUGUGAACGGAUGGAUGUAGGGAGGGUGUGAGGGGUAUAGUGACAAAAGCGCGUAGCUCUACCGAGUGGAUUUCACCUAUAGAUCUCAGCAAGAAUCUCACAGAGGAAAAAGCGAGGCAUGAAGGUAGCAGCCAGGGUUAGUGUCUGUCAUUCAAACAUGCUGGGAUAGACCCAGGACACCUGACAGGUCAGUUCUGUAUUCUGGACCUGCCAGAAAAUGCUAAUAAUUAGGAAUUAUAGGCAUUCCAGACUUUCUCUUGACCAUAACUUACCAGCAAAGCACCUCUUGGGCAAAGAUUCUCAGCUUUUGGAAGUUUUCUACAAAUGCAAAAAACAAAAGCAAACAAAAAACCACUCCCAAAACAAACAAACAAACAAGUCAAUUAUAGUAGUUGAAAACAGGAAAUAAUGGCUGAUAAAGCCAUAUUUAAAAUAUUUGUGUUACACUGACUGUUAAGUGGCACAUAAAUCUUGUCUGUGCAUAGAGUCUGGAGGAAAGAGGAUGCCCAUUUUACAUUUUGUGUUUAGCCCAGGCACAUUUGUGUGUGUUUACCACCUUCAGGUCUCUGAGAGCAAUAUGUGGAGCUAUAACCUUUAUUUGUCCUUAUUUUAGAUUUUACACUUUUUCUUUCUUUUGCCUUUUCCUUUCUGCCAGUCUAUUAUAAUUAGGAUUUAAAAUAUCCCCCAAUAUACGUGGACAUCAGCAAAGCAUUGAAUAUUCUAUUUUUUCUCAUUUUCGCUAACCAAAUCCAAUCCAAAGCGCUAUUUCUGUCUGAGCUGAUCUAUGCUUUAGUGAGAGGAGUAAUAAAUAACACUUUAGACCAGACUUCAAAAUGCCUUUUUUUCUUUUGAUCCAAGUAAUUAAAGUCAAGCUGCUGUUCCUGAGCGUUUUCUGAUGGAAUUACACGAGUUACACAGCUCUUCAUUUGUAUGUUAUUAAGCAUUAUGUUUUAUUGCUGCUGUUGAAACAAUUAGUACCUAAAUAUGCCCCAUAUUCUCAUAAAGAGGCAGUAGCAGUGUUAAUGUUAAUGCCCUAGUUAGCAGUUUGUUUCCGUACGGACUCCACUGUCGUGCUCGAAUACCAUUCACUAUCAAUCAGAUCUCUACUGAUGCCCUUCUCCUGUUGUUUUCCUGCAAUCAUUUAACUGUGCAAUGAAGUGAGGAUAAGUCGAACAAUAAAGUUAAGUAAAAAUGGCAUUUCUCUAAACACAGGAAUUUUCUUAAGUUCAUUGCAAGUUUUGGUUAUAAAAAGGCCAGUGCUUCACGGCCAUCGGUCAUUUUGACAUUUUUAUGGUGGUUUUAUUACCCCUGGCUCAUUUCCAUGCUAAAGCGAACAUUUGUAACAAUACUUGCUUGCUCUGUUAUGAUUAGGAUUGUGCUUUUGCCGCACUUUGUUCGGCUGUUGCUGUGCUCAGUAAUGCUCUUGGCACACGUCUUCCCAGACCCCACGGUGUGUUUAUUCAAAAGGAAGGAAAAAGAAGUGUCUACUAAAACAAUAAACUACUACUGCUUGCUUUAACAUGGCCAUAACUUCCCUGUUCUGCAAACAAUAAGUUAGCAAAGCUGUUAGGUAAACUUGCUCCUUCACUGUUGAAAAAAUAAAUAUUCAUGAAGCUUA
Messenger RNA from Columba livia (rock pigeon), 10515 nucleotides. RefSeq names its product fibroblast growth factor receptor like 1 (gene FGFRL1). Bases 616 to 2070 code for a protein of 484 amino acids. The transcript is spliced from 8 exons. Lineage: Eukaryota; Metazoa; Chordata; Aves; Columbiformes; Columbidae. Gene Ontology annotation, molecular function: fibroblast growth factor binding; fibroblast growth factor receptor activity. The record is from RefSeq and is a predicted model, not a curated record. Gene Ontology annotation, cellular component: plasma membrane.